Molecule: messenger RNA, 1103 nt
Organism: Brassicogethes aeneus
Lineage: Eukaryota; Metazoa; Arthropoda; Insecta; Coleoptera; Nitidulidae
Source: the annotation of a GenBank genome assembly
AUGCCUUGGCACGCCACGCCCCUCAGUCCCAUUACAACGGUUGCCAUGGCAACGAUUUUAAAAAGAAUCGCUGUUAUUGGCCGAGGAACCAGCAGAACCAUAUUUUUAAGAUGGUUUCCUUCGGGCAGAUGGACCAGUGAAGUGGAUUCGUCCCAUUCCGGUUCGGACAAUGCCUAUGGUUGCGUUGUUUCGGACAAUGGGACGUAUGCCCCGUGCAGACAGGGUUGGCUGCGAAAAUGUGGCGCUCGAUGUUUUUUGUUUCCGUUGGUUGUUUUUCCACUGUUACAAGAUGUCAAUGCUGAAGAGGGCAACAAUUUUUUUCUUAAGGCUUCAAAAAGUGUGCCUAGAAUUGGAAGAAAUACCAGAAAUAAGGAAGAUUUUGAUAAUUUCUUUCUGAAAGCUUCCAAAUCUGUUCCUCGGAUUGGCAGAAGAAAUCAGAUGGUUACACAAGAAAACUCAAACGAAGAGGAUACCGAUAGCCUGGGAAAGUUAUUAAAAUGUACUUAUUUAAAAAAAAAUACUGAAAGAGAACUAAUUAAUUUUGCUUUAGAUCCCACUUGGUCUGAAAUCGCUGAAAAAUACGAAUACUACCCGGAAAUUUUCAACUCCGAAACCCUGAAAAAACUAGAAGAAGAAUUAGGAGAUGAUCCAUCAAUUUACGAAUGGGACAAGUCAUUCAAACAAAAUUUUAUUUAUAACAGUUCUUCGAAUUUAAACCUUUUCAACAUGACAAAAUCAUUGGAAUACACGAAAUCAAACUUUGAUACUCACAGUUUUGUGAAAGAAGUUAUGGACAAGAAAAUAGUUUUUCAAGUAGUUAAAAUGAAAGACUCCACGUUAAUUUACAUUAACGAUAAGGACAACUUAAGUUUAACAGAUUUAUCCUUGUCUGUGGCUAGUCGUUUUAAUAAUACACCAAUCGGGACAACUUUGGUAGGAAGUGCUUUACAAGGGGUUUCCCAAGGUUUUGCGGCUAAAUUAUCGAGGAAGUUGAAAAAAAGCGUGUUUUUAAGCUGUAAUUUAGAGGAAGAUAGAAUGUUAAUUCCCGUUGUAGAAAAAGAGCUAUUUAGUGAAAUUAAGAAUAAUGCUGAUAAAUUUUAAGG